This is a messenger RNA of Fonticula alba, 2249 nucleotides long. Its product is annotated as tRNA pseudouridine38-40 synthase, variant. Gene Ontology annotation, biological process: mRNA pseudouridine synthesis; tRNA pseudouridine synthesis. NCBI's taxonomy places the organism in Eukaryota, Rotosphaerida, Fonticulaceae. Gene Ontology annotation, cellular component: nucleus. The coding region runs from base 425 to 2194 and encodes 589 amino acids. Gene Ontology annotation, molecular function: RNA binding; pseudouridine synthase activity. The transcript is spliced from 7 exons. The record is from RefSeq and is a predicted model, not a curated record.
CAGUAGGGUGGGGGGGCUGGGGCGGAGAUUGGUGGGAGGACAGGACAGGGCUGGCGGGCCGAGGAGGGGGGAAUAUAUGCGUGCAGUGCCCGGCGGGCUCCCCUGUGGCACAGCUUACUCCAUCAGCAUGUUUGGUGGGCUGCGCGGGACAGGGGCCGCUGCCUACUCCCCGAAUGUUGGUGGGCCCGCCCUCUGAGGACACACCAGUCCGGAUUUGGGGCCUAUGUGUGGGUUCGAUUGGCUUACAAACCCGUUCCUUGCGCCCAGAGGUAUGUGCACGAGACAGGCUGGCUAUGUGCGCACAACAUGGCUGGAAGACCGCCCCCCCCUUCGGUAUGCUCGCCAGACCCGGCGCGAUCGGGCGCCCUCGCCAGAGUUCCGACCCCGAUGACACAUCCCGUGCACAUGAAAUCAGCGCAGCCCGAUGGCCGUCAAAUCACGCCCCCGCUCGAAUCUGAACGGCCCCCAGUCGGCCCCUCACGUCUUUUCACUUCCCUCCCCCUUCCGGGCCCCUGCCGCCUUCUUCUCCAGCAGCAGCCACAAGAGCAUGUCCACCGACGAGUCGCUUGCCCAGAGCCCUGUCAUGACUGAUGCCCCGAUGUCAUCCACCGUGGCUGGCGUUGUGAGUGCCACCAUGGCCGAUGAUGAUGUCACCACCACCGGCACCAAGCGCCCUUUGGAUGACACCGAGUCCGACACCGACAGCACCGGCAAGCCUGCCCGCAAGAAGAAGAUGUCCAACAACCGGAAGCGCGCCUUCUCCCGGGACCCGAACGACAGUGACGAUGACAUCGACACCGAUAUCCCGCGUGAUGCCGAGGGCCGACGCCUUCCCCGUCGGAAGGUGGCCAUGCUGGUGGCCUUCUCCGGGCGCAACUACCAUGGCAUGCAGAUCAACAAGGAGCUUCCCACCAUUGAGAAGGAGCUGUUCCAGGCGCUGGUCGGGGCCAACCUCGUGCCGGCCGGGAACCUGGACUGCCCGCAGAAGUUCAAGUUUAUGCGAGCCGCGCGCACCGAUCGUGGCGUCCAUGCGGCUGGAAUGGUGGUCUCGCUGAAGAUGGUCUUCCAGCCGGAGGUCAUUGGCGAGACGAUCCGCAAGCUUAAUGAGCUCCUGCCGGCCGACAUCGCCGUGAUCGACAUUCGCCGGACCAUCAACUCCUUCCAUGCGAAGAAUCACUGCGAUGCGCGUGUCUAUGAGUACCUCAUCCCGACGUACAUGUUUGCCCCGAAUCCGGAGUCGGCCGAGCGGGCCUUGACCGCGGCGCGAGCCCUGCAAGCGAUGCAUGCCGCGCAGCCGGCCCCCGGCUCGGAGCCGGCGGCCCCGGCGGCCACCGAAGUCGAGGCGGCUCCGGCUGCCGCGGCUCCCCCCAAGCGCCGGGCCGCCAAGCGUCGCGGCGGAAAUCGCGAUGGCGACGAUGACAGCGGCCCCGAGUCGGACUCCGAGCUCGGGACGGAGGAUGUCGCCACCGACCUCGGCGCCUUCGCCGACAUUAAGUACAUCCCUCCGCGGGACUUGGAGAACAGCCCGUUCAUCUCGCCGGCCGACCGGGCCGCCUUCCGCAUCGAUGCGGCUCUAUUGGACCGUGUCCGCCUCUUCCUUCGGCAGUAUGAGGGGACCAAGAACUUCCACAACUACACCUCUGGCAAGCUGCCGACCGACCCGUCGGCCAAGCGCAUCAUCCACUGGUUCCGGUGUGCCGAGCCGCGCAUCAUCGACGGCGUGGAGUGGGUGCCCCUGCAGGUGAAGGGCCAGAGCUUCAUGAUGCAUCAGAUCCGUCGGAUGGUGGGGUUGGUGGUGGCUCUGCUGCGUGUCGGCGCGCCCGAAGGCUGCAUCAGCCUGACCCUGGGCUCCAAGGCGUGCUUUGUCCCCCGCGCCCCGGGGGCUGGUCUCUUCCUGGAUCAGAUCCUCUUCGAGUCCUACUCGCGCCGGUUGAUCAGCAUCAACUCCGAGCAGCCGCCCCUGGACUGGAACAUCACGCACCAGGAGACCAUUGCGGCAUUCAAGCAGUCGCAGAUCUACCCCAGCAUGGUGGAGGCCGAGCAGGAGGACCAGUUUGCCGAGUUCCUGGACUAUGUCGACCGGCACUCGAUCCUUAUGAGCUACGUGUGGGACCAGGCGCACCUGACCGCCGACGAGCCUGCCUCUGCCGGCAUUGACGCUGCCAAGGGCACUGCUCCAGAGGCGUCUAGCUGAGCCCCCCCCCCGCCUUUUUUGUCUCCGUCUCGCUGGCCAUGGCCCCUCCUUCGGU